AUGAUCUGGAUCUGUCCAAUAUACAAGUCUCCAUGGUCGGAUUAUGGCUAUGACAUUGCAGAUUACUACACCGUGUCUGAGGACUUUGGCACCAACAAAGAUUUAGACAACCUGAUCGCCAAGUCGAGGGCCAAGGGCCUUGGGAUCCAAGAGGCACUGAAGGAUCCCAACAGCAAGUACAGAGAAUACUACUACUUCAAAGAAGGGAUCGGUGGACAGCCACCAAACAAUUGGCGCUUCUAUUUUGGAGGGUCUGCGUGGGAACCUGUUCCGAAUGAAGACAACAUGUUCUACCUUCAUGCCUACACCACGAAAAUGGCCGAUCUAAACUGGGAAAACACAGAGCUGAAGCAAGAGCUUUACACCAUGAUCAACUGGUGGAUUGGAAAAGGCAUUGCUGGCUUCCGGAUCGACGCCAUCAUGAACAUCAAGAAGACCAUGGUCGAAGGCCAUCUCGAGCCCGAUGGUGACGAUGGGCUCGUAGCGAUUGUCAAGUACAUCCUCAAUCAACCCGGUCUCAAGGACCUGAUACGAGACUUGAAGGAUAACGCGUUCGCGAAGCACGACAUCAUGACGCUCGCUGAGGCUGCGGUGCCAGAUGAUGAGCUGGAAGACUUUGUCGGGCGCCACGGGUUUUUCAAUAUGUCUUUCGACUUUCGGGCCGCGGAUAUCGACGUGCCUGGGUCGGCGGAGUGGUACUACCCGACGGACUGGACGGUCAACCAGUUGCGAGAUAUCCUCCUCAAUGUGCAGACAUCCGUGCAGAAAAUGGGAUGGGGCGCUAUAUAUUUCGAGAACCACGAUCAAAACCGCUCCAUCAACAAGUACUUCGACCGGCACAGACUUGACAUCUCAGAUGUAACGAAGAAGCUUCUGGGCACCAUUCUCCUCGGCUUCCGGGGGCCGCCGGUCAUCUAUGAGGGUGAAGAAAUCGGGAUGGAAAACAUCCAGCUCGACUCCAUCAAUCAGUACGAAGAUGCAGAGACCCAUCACCAAUACAACUCUGGCGUCGCAGCAGGACUUGCUCCCGACAAAAGACAACGCGCGCACCCCGAUGCAGUGGGACGUCUCGGAGAGGGCAGAUUCAGCACGGGCAAUCCGUGGUUUCCUGUGAACCCAAAUUAUACGACCAUCAACGUCGCCGAAGCGCUCAAGAACAAGAAGUCGGUCUACUACCACUACCGGACCCUUCUCCAAAUGAGAAACAGCGCAAAAUACAAGGUCAUACUAGUCUACGGCAAGACGGUCCCGAAGUAUAGCAACGUUGACAACAUCAUUGCCUACGAGCGCGUGCUCGGAAUUCAGAGCGUUCUGUUCUUUGCCAACUUCCAGAAUGACACCAUCGAGCUCGACCACUCUGAAUUCCGAGGCGAAAUCCUGAGCAACAACUACGAUGAAGCUCCAGGCGUGACGAACGGCACUAUAACCAUCUCGCCCUACCAGGCACUCGUUAUCGACAUCUCUCAACUCUCCUGA
Messenger RNA from Fonsecaea erecta, 1476 nucleotides. RefSeq lists its product as hypothetical. Lineage: Eukaryota; Fungi; Ascomycota; Eurotiomycetes; Chaetothyriales; Herpotrichiellaceae. Gene Ontology annotation, molecular function: alpha-amylase activity. The coding region runs from base 1 to 1476 and encodes 491 amino acids. The record is from RefSeq and is a predicted model, not a curated record. The transcript has 2 exons. Gene Ontology annotation, biological process: oligosaccharide catabolic process.